Messenger RNA from Pectinophora gossypiella (pink bollworm), 674 nucleotides. RefSeq lists its product as uncharacterized. Gene Ontology annotation, cellular component: mitochondrial envelope. The coding region runs from base 35 to 616 and encodes 193 amino acids. Gene Ontology annotation, molecular function: zinc ion binding; metallocarboxypeptidase activity. Gene Ontology annotation, biological process: mitochondrial electron transport, cytochrome c to oxygen; proteolysis. The transcript has 6 exons. The record is from RefSeq and is a predicted model, not a curated record. Lineage: Eukaryota; Metazoa; Arthropoda; Insecta; Lepidoptera; Gelechiidae.
CAUACCUUACACCGCCGAGCGGCAAUUUGACUUCAUGCAAAAGUACAUCAAGCAAGCCGCGGCGAAGAUAUACGACUACUCAGGGCGCAAGUACGCCUAUGGCACAACAUCACAAAUGUUGGGUAAAAAAAUAUCUGGCGACAGCGUGACCUGGGUGCGAAAUACUUAUCAAGUACCGUACACGUACGCCAUAAUGCCGCGUGACGACGGCUACUACGGGCCGGCGCUGCCCGAGUCGCAACUACUGCCGGCGUGCAGGGAUGUGAUGGUCGAGAUGCGCGUAGUACGAGCAUUACAACCGCUGCGCCGUGCGUUCGCCCGCGCCUACUGCAACAAGAUGCACGAUCCUCUUGAGCACGUGACGGGCAUCGAGAAACGCGAGCUGCUGGCCCACCUGGCCGGCGACUGCGACCCCUUCCGUAUCAUGCCCAUCAAACGAGGGCCGGGUACUCGAGAGCGUCCGAACCUAGUCCCGAGUGCGUUCUGCCAACGUCUGCUGGCGUGCAGCUGCCACCCGGACGACAACCACGUGGAGUACAUGUGGCUGCACCAGGGCGUGCCCAAGCGCUGCGGCUGCGGCUACUGGUUCGAACUCUGCCCCAUCGCGCCGCUCUAACACCUGAUUCUUCUUAUCGUUAUUCAUUCCUAUACUCUUAAUAAAUACUUUCUUUUUA